This is a messenger RNA of Rhodamnia argentea, 1083 nucleotides long. Its product is annotated as transcription factor MYB1-like. Bases 91 to 1023 code for a protein of 310 amino acids. The record is from RefSeq and is a predicted model, not a curated record. NCBI's taxonomy places the organism in Eukaryota, Viridiplantae, Streptophyta, Magnoliopsida, Myrtales, Myrtaceae. The transcript has 3 exons.
ACGAGAUUCAUAAGACACAGGUCCGAGAGUUUUUCUCUCCCACAACCCAUUUCGUGGAUCCCUCCCACGAACGAGAGAGAGAGAGAGAGAAUGGGAAGGAGACCGUGCUGUGCGAAGGAAGGAGUGAACAGAGGAGCAUGGACAGCGAUGGAGGACAAGAUUCUCACUGAUUACAUCAAACUGAACGGCGAAGGCAACUGGGGAGACCUUCCCAAGAAAGCAGGUCUGAGGAGAUGUGGGAAGAGUUGCAGGCUGAGGUGGCUGAACUAUCUGAGGCCCGACAUAAAGAGAGGGAGCAUCACUCUUGACGAAGAAGAGCUCAUCGUCCGGCUUCACAAUCUCCUGGGAAACAGAUGGUCAUUGAUCGCGGGGAGGCUUCCAGGACGGACGGACAACGAGAUAAAGAAUUACUGGAACACCACCAUCGUAAAGAGGCUCCAGUCCGGGUCGAGCCACUCGGGCUUCGUCUCCGCUCGGCCGUCGCUGCCUUCAUCCCAAGGAAGCCCCAAGUCAGCCCUCGAAAAACCGACCAUGGACGACACUCUCGUGCCCGCAGAGCCGUGUGCUUCUGGCGCCAAGGCAACGAGAUGGCCGGAAGCGCUUCUGUCUCCCGAAUCCUGUCAAGAUGGAGAAGCACAAGCACCUGACAUGGUGGACGACAAAGAUCGAAGCUCCGACCGCCAUGGAGAUCGAGUUACAGCGGUUCAGUCAUCAGCUGGAAAUCCAAAUGUUUCAUGCAACUUCAUGGCGGAUUUCGAGCUGGACGCGAACUUCCUGGAAGCUUUCUUGGAGUCUGAACUCGCCACCAAUACUCAGCAGCCGGGUUUCGUUAACGGAGGAUUAGAUGAUAGCCACAAGAGAGAGUGGCCGUCGUCGUCGCGGCCCCAGCCGAACUCUGAAGAAACCCUAGCAUUCAUUAAUCCUGAAGGGACGAUUCUGAGCGAGCCAGAUUUGCAGUGCGUGGCAUCUUUAUUCGAGGACGACGUUGGCUGGCUUGAUCUUGAAAAAAGCUCUAGGAGUUGACUGCGCACAUAUUGACCCGACUGUAUGAAUAGUGUACGAAUAGCUCUUUGUCUUUCCUUC